CUUUUUGAAGUCAGGGGUUUCUGUAUGUAUGUAGCGAGCAGCUAACUCCAGCACUUCCAGGCAGCUGAGAGAACAGACCUGUGCAUACUGACAGCUCCAAUGGCAGCAGUGAGUCGGAGUGAGAAUUAGCAGGGACCUGAAGGCCCCCUUCACUCGUUAGGGGUACGGCUGCUCUGAUCUCUCAUCCUCUCUGUUUCCCCCCAGGCCAUUUCCCGCUUGGCACAAUGAACAAGAUGAAGAACUUCAAGCGGCGUUUCUCCCUCUCGGUGCCACGGACAGAGACCAUCGAGGAGGCGGAGUUCACCGACCAGAUCAACCAGCUCAGCAUUCGCCGCAACGAAGGCAGCCUGAGUCUGCGGGCUCUGCAUACGGAUCAUGGUGCCACGCCUGGAGAGGACAGGGCCCGGUCCCCCAGCCAGCUGCACUACCCCUGCGGAAACCAACACUUCUCCACUGAGGACAUCAGCAGGCGCAUGUCGCUGCCCAUGGACAUCCGUCUCCCGGUAGAGUUCCUGGAGAGGCUGCAGCAGCAGUUGGAUGCUCCCCCUUCUUCCAAGCCCCUGAGCAGGAUGUCCCGAAGAGCGUCCCUGUCCGAUAUUGGCUUUGGGAAGCUGGAGACCUACGUGAAGCUGGAUAAGCUGGGGGAGGGAACCUAUGCGACAGUUUUCAAGGGUCGCAGCAAACUCACAGAGAACCUGGUGGCUCUGAAAGAGAUCCGUCUGGAGCAUGAGGAGGGGGCCCCCUGCACAGCCAUCCGAGAAGUGUCACUGCUGAAGAACCUCAAGCAUGCCAACAUCGUCAUCCUGCAUGACAUCAUCCACACGGAACGCUCCCUCACGCUCGUCUUUGAGUACCUGGACAGUGAUCUGAAACAGUACCUGGACAACUGUGGAAACCUCAUGAGCGUCCACAAUGUCAAGAUCUUCAUGUUCCAGCUGCUGCGAGGCCUCUCCUACUGCCACAAGAGGAAGAUCCUCCACAGAGACCUGAAGCCCCAGAACCUGCUCAUCAACGACAAGGGCGAGCUCAAACUGGCUGACUUCGGCCUAGCCAGGGCCAAGUCUGUUCCCACAAAGACGUACUCUAAUGAGGUGGUGACGCUCUGGUAUCGGCCUCCGGAAGUCCUCCUAGGCUCCACAGAGUACUCCACCCCCAUCGACAUGUGGGGAGUUGGCUGCAUAUUCUACGAAAUGGUGACAGGACGACCCAUGUUCCCAGGGUCCACAGUCAAAGAGGAGCUGCACCUCAUUUUUCGGCUCAUGGGUACCCCGACUGAGGAGACCUGGCCUGGGAUCACAGCCAACCUGGAGAUGCAGUCCUACAGCUUCCCUCAGUAUAGACCCCAGCCGCUCCUAAACCAUGUACCCAGGUUGGACACGGAGGGAAUAGAUCUUCUAUCUGAUUUGCUUCUGUACGAGCCCAGAUCACGGAUCUCUGCGGAAGCUUCACUUAGACAGCCCUAUUUCAGCAGUCUGGGAGAGCGCAUAAACAGCCUACCUGACAACUCUUCUGUGUUUUCCCUCCCGGAGGUCCAGUUACAGAAGGAUCCUGGCUGUCGGAGUUCAGUGUUUCAGCAUGCAGCUCGUGGAAAGAACCGGCGACAGAGCAUAUUCUGAGGUUUGUGAAGAAGGGCGUGUCAAAGGAUGAAAAGUAGAGGGCUGCAAUCUAGCUGGACGCCAGCAUGCAAAGAGGAAGUUGGCUGUUGAGAAUCCCCCCACACCCCCA
Megalops cyprinoides (Indo-Pacific tarpon) is the source of this 1725-nucleotide messenger RNA. RefSeq names its product cyclin-dependent kinase 18-like. NCBI's taxonomy places the organism in Eukaryota, Metazoa, Chordata, Actinopteri, Elopiformes, Megalopidae. The record is from RefSeq and is a predicted model, not a curated record. Gene Ontology annotation, cellular component: nucleus; cytoplasm. The coding region runs from base 225 to 1616 and encodes 463 amino acids. Gene Ontology annotation, biological process: protein phosphorylation. Gene Ontology annotation, molecular function: ATP binding; protein kinase activity. The transcript has 16 exons.